Filobasidium floriforme is the source of this 2700-nucleotide messenger RNA. RefSeq lists its product as uncharacterized. The transcript is spliced from 3 exons. The record is from RefSeq and is a predicted model, not a curated record. Bases 1 to 2640 code for a protein of 879 amino acids. NCBI's taxonomy places the organism in Eukaryota, Fungi, Basidiomycota, Tremellomycetes, Filobasidiales, Filobasidiaceae.
AUGGCCACCUCCUUCUCGUUCUCCAGUCAACCUAUCAACUACCGACAAUCGCGCGACGUGGUCGUCGGUUGGAUCCGACCUCAACAGAAUCUCGUCCAUCGACCAUUAUCCUCCAACUCUCCUGCUUCGAGAUACACCCCUUACCCUCAACCUCAACUCAGACCUCAAUCUCACGCGACACCCCAUCCUCAGUUGACCACCUCCCAACCCCUCAAUCUCGUUCCAUCGACAUCGAGGUUCAACCCGAGAUCUCCCACUCGGCCUCUCUUCAGUCAUAAACCGGCUCAACUCCAGACCUCGCCAGGGUCAAGGGAACGGAAGAGACUUCGGUCGUCGACGCCUCCGGCACCGCCUUUGAUCCCUUUGGGGUGUUAUCGACCUACUGCGCAGGGAUCUUUGACGAGAGACGCUUUUAAGACUCUCUCCCAUCGUCAGCCUCGACCUCAUCCUCAGUCUCAUUCUCAAUCUCAAUCUCAAUCUCAUGCUCAUCAACCGAACUCUGCAUCGGGUUCCCAACCGCAAGCCCACCCUAAUCCAUAUCCGCAACGCUAUGCGCAUUGCCCACCACAAGCGCGAAACCAGAUUCAGAGCCAGAAGCAGCUACAUUCACAUAGGCAUGCACACGGUGGAGAGAGAUCUAUAGCCACCUCUAUCAAAUCGACCCCGGACACCUUGCGCUAUCCUCCCCUCAAAACCCCCUCGGUCUCUGGUUCACAGACGACCUCGGCCAGCUUGACUAUCUCUACGAACCCGACCUCUUCUUCCGCCACCCCGACCAUCUCAAGCAACCCGACCACCUCAAGCAACCCAACUAACUCAAAAGUCCAGACCACUUCCUUCAUCCCUUCAGGCUCGGGAUCACAACCGAUGAGCCCGGAACGUCAUCCCGCCCCCGAACCUCGUACCGCCCCGGAACCUCACCGAGCCCCGCAAGUAGGGCAGACUGUCCCCACGCAAAGCAGCUUUCUAUGCGUUUUUCAGUAUAAGACGGAGAGGGUCCAGGCUAUUGGGGCUGAUGAUCUUGCCACCACACUGCAGAGCUUGCCGUGUAUCUUCCCCGCUCUAGCCGCUUAUCAGCCGGAGGAAGUCACGUUGUACGGGAUCGUCCCGCAGUUUCAGGCUCGGAGCCCUUCUACCUCUCCCGCUGUCGAACCGGCUUCUUCCGGUAUCGCGACGAGAGAAACGUCGACGACGACAUCGACGACGGCCCCUUCGACGAGCAAAUCAUUGUGUUUCAGGAUGACGCCCGGUCUAUACGCCGAGCUCCGAAAGGCGCAUCGUUCUGUCUACUCGGAUCCUACGGAUCAUAGGGAUGAAAACCGGACCCAGCAGGAAAUGGGACAGCAGGAGCGAGAGCGACAGAGACAACGAGAGGGAGCUAUGAGGGCGAUCUCUUGGUUCAUCGUCGUCACGUCUGAACAGGUUUCUGGAAACGCGGAGGGGAGGAAGAUGGCCGGGCUACAGGAUGACCCGAGUGAUGGGAAUGGUGGGAACACGGCUGGGGGAAAGAUGGAAAUGAAGCUUCAUCUGUGUUCUGGAGGGAGUGGCAAGGAUGGGAAGGCGGCCAAGGGGUCGCGACAGAAUGAGGAUGGGAAGAAGGCAUCGACGGACGGGACGAAGCAGAGGUCGAAACGGGCGGGUGAACUUGAUCGGGUGGCCGAGAGGGAACAACAAGCGGAACAUAGAUCCUCGGCACCGUCACCCGCCUUUCCAGCACGAGUUCAGUCACCAGUGCCAACAUCUUGCCAACACCGCAUGACUGCGCCGGCUGACCUAGAUCGAUCCUCAGAGGAGGACAAACCGAUCCAGGUUCAGCCCGAGUCCAUGCACAUCGGCAGCGACAAUCAUAGUCGGGACGAGAACGACCCUCUCGAUCUCGUCCCGCCUAAGGGAUAUACCGACCGAGCGGGAGCGCUCGAGGCUUUACGCGGGUUGUCUUUGUUGUGGAAGAAGUCUCCCGUUAGGGAGAUUGUGCCUCUCGGCGAGGUUGAAGUUGGAGAAGAUACACAGCGCGAGGUCGAAUGUCAGAGCGACGAUCUUGGGGAGGAGAUGGAGACUGGGGUUCAGAAAGAGGCGGAGGUAGAGCCAAAAACGGCGGUGGAAACUAGUAGCGCGAUGGCGGUCGACGAUCAGCUUGAGCUAGAAUUGCAGGCCGCGCCGGUAGACAUCCGUCGCAGCCAAACUCCGACUUCACCAGCUCCAAUCGUUGCGGUCGAAUCGGCCGUCAAGCAGGAAGACAAGACACCUCCCGCCACUCCACUGAAGUGUAUGGUGAUUGAUCAGAUCACCCCUCCGCACCCACCGGUCCUCUACAAGGUCAACACGAAGAACACGAUCAUACUUACCGCUACUACAACGAAGAAAACCGCCUCAGCCGACCCGUUUACCGUCGACGUGCACCUGCAGGAGCUGGUCAACCCGGCCCCUACAAUUCAUAUGAAACCCAAUCCCAAGCCAAAGAAGCGCGAGAAGAAGAAAGCUCUGCAACGAACCUCAACCGUCGUGUUGCCCAUGAGUGACCGGACGAACCUUCCCUAUCGGCCGAUGAUACAGAUGAGCAAGAGCGAGAAGAGGUUACAAGCUUCGUUGCAAGCGGCUUUUGGCGGGAAGGGGUUGGUUCAAGAAGCGACGAGAGGAUGAUCAAUGACGCUCGAUAUUGACUCUGAUAAGAUAGACCUGUCUAUGGACGGCAAUAGCGAU